AUGACUGCGUAUAAAUUCAAACAUGCGAAGAUCACAGUCGAUUGCUAUCAACGCAAGGACGUUCUGUACCAAAUCCAGAUUGCGGCUGAUUUGAUGGAUGCUAAGUCAGAGGAGGCAUUUAUGGCGUGCCUGGCUACCGAGGAAGGUGCUAACAAGAUGAUCGAGUUGAUAACGCAGUUAAACUUUGGGCCUUCGCGUGCGCGGUCCAUUCUGUAUGCGGUCGCUAAUUACUUAGAAUCUACGACAGCGGUUGCGGAGCCGAUUUGCAAUCUUAUCCGUGACGCUGCUAGAGACUUUAAAAAGAUGGAGUACAGCCAUCAGAAGGGCGUCAAGCACGACACCACUAAGUGGAACGAGCUCCUCCGCUCAGCGGAGCGUUUCGAUCUUACGAAGGAAAUAGCUUCGUUUAUGAAUGGAGAGAUGUCGUAUCUCAGGGCGUGUAUUUACACUGUCAGGGUGCUACUAAUCAACGAGCCGAUUUCGCGGAAGAAGAUUUUGUUGCAACUGACUAUGGAGAGUGUGGCGGCAUUACUCGCAGCGGAUGGAAGCGUGGUUUUGCCUCCACGCGGCAACGAUGGCGCGGUGCACAUGAGGUGGAGACAGUCCACAAAAGCAGUAGUGAGGAGGUUCGUUUCACUCUACCGCAACAGGAGCGAACGAAGAUUGGCUUCGCCCUUUCUGUUUGCGGGAAGUAGCGAAGUCGAACCGUGCCACAUCAAAAUGCGACCGUCGUUCAAUUACUACCGGGUAGCCAUGAACAAUAUGUUGGCUGGUCGUCUGCCGAACCUUAUAACAUCGGCUGCAAAAUACCAGGGCAUCACAGAAGGAACGCUGAUGGCGUCCCUGUACCAACCUGUCCUGGAUAAACUACCUACUAGCCGCACCUCCUCAAUUUUGACUUACGACGAGUAUUACGAUGAAUGGGAAGAGUCCUUCACAGACCAGCUUUGCUGGGUUAUUGAAGUAGACGACCUCGAAGUGGAGGAAUCUGACACAUCGGAGAGUGUGGACGAGUGUGUUUCCGACGAUGACGAUUGCCCGACGCCUAUUGUCGUGCACCGGAAUGGUGAACGGGUGUCGGAUAACCAACAUAUGGUAAUUUACGAGCCGUCACGGCCACAAUCAGGUGCCACGUUUACGGUGACACUUGAUCCGAAGAAUCCUGACGAAAUCAUCAUUCGUCGGCACCUCUGA
Gregarina niphandrodes is the source of this 1194-nucleotide messenger RNA. RefSeq lists its product as hypothetical. The transcript has a single exon. Bases 1 to 1194 code for a protein of 397 amino acids. The record is from RefSeq and is a predicted model, not a curated record. NCBI's taxonomy places the organism in Eukaryota, Apicomplexa, Conoidasida, Eugregarinorida, Gregarinidae.